UCCAUUUCCGACGCAACCUGGUCCCGCGGCUCCGAUUGGCUGGCUUUUGAGCGUGAGGACGUUGCGUCGCGGGGCGGGGCGGACGAGCGGUGUCUGUCAGGGCUUGAGCAGUACGCCCCCGACCGCCGCCCCCCUCCCCGCGGGUCGCGUCGUUGCCACCUCUCGCCCGGUCUGAGAGGGGACAGGUGACGGCCGGGGCUCCGGGUGGCGGCUCGGCCUCCCGGCCUCUCUCUCCAGCCGCCUCUCCGAGCCAGCCGCUUUCCUCGAGCGGGUCCCGGCCGGCGGAAGAUGGCGGCCGCGCCCCGCGGCGCCUGGGAGCAGCGGCGCCCGGGCUGUGGGUCGGGACCCCUCUCCCGGCUGCUCGUCCUCGCGCAGGCGCUGCUGCUGCUGCCCGCCGCCCGGGCGGGCCCGUGCCCCGCGCCCUGCGCCUGCCGCCUCCCUCUGCUGGACUGCAGCCGCAGGAAGCUGCCCGCGCCCGGCUGGAGGGCACUGUCGGGCCCGCUGCCCCCCGACGCCGCCAGCCUGGAUUUGAGUCAUAACCGGUUGUCUAACUGGAACAUCAGCUUGGAAUCACAGACAUUACAAGAAGUGAAAAUGAAUUACAAUGAGCUAACAGAGAUCCCAUAUUUUGGCGAACCAACACCUAAUAUUACUCUACUUUCAUUGGUCCAUAAUUUAAUACCAGAAAUAAAUGCAGAAGCAUUCCAGCUUUACACUGCUCUCGAGAGUUUAGACCUCAGUUCCAAUAUAAUAUCCGAAAUCAAGACAUCUUCAUUUCCUCGAAUGUCACUGAAAUAUUUGAAUUUGAGUAAUAACAGAAUAACCACCUUGGAGGCUGGCUGCUUUGACAACUUAUCAGGUUCUUUAUUAGUGGUAAAAUUAAACCGGAACCGAAUUAGCAUGAUUCCACCUAAAGUCUUCAAGUUGCCUCAUCUCCAAUUCUUGGAACUAAAAAGAAACAGGAUUAAAAUUGUAGAAGGCCUUACUUUCCAAGGGCUUGAUUCCUUACGCUCAUUGAAAAUGCAACGGAAUGGGAUUAGCAAACUCAAAGAUGGAGCAUUUUUUGGCUUAAAUAAUAUGGAAGAAUUAGAACUGGAACAUAAUAACCUUACAGGAGUGAACAAGGGGUGGCUCUAUGGCUUACGAAUGUUACAGCAGCUGUAUAUGAGCCAGAAUGCUAUUGAAAGAAUCAGCCCCGAUGCAUGGGAGUUCUGCCAGAGACUAUCGGAACUGGAUUUGUCCUAUAACCAGCUGACUCGCCUUGAUGAAUCAGCCUUUGUGGGGCUGAGCUUACUGGAGAGAUUGAAUUUAGGGGACAAUAGAGUCACUCAUAUUGCUGAUGGUGUAUUUAGGUUUCUUUCUAAUCUUCAGACAUUAGAUUUGAGAAACAAUGAAAUUUCAUGGGCCAUAGAAGACGCUAGUGAAGCCUUUGUUGGACUCAAAAGCCUCACUAAAUUAAUCUUGCAAGGAAACCAGAUUAAGUCAAUUACACAGAAAGCAUUCAUUGGUCUUGAAUCUCUUGAGUAUCUAGAUUUGAACAACAAUGCUAUAAUGUCUGUCCAAGAAAAUGCUUUUUCUCAGACUCAUUUAAAGGAACUCGUUCUGAACACAAGCAGUUUGCUCUGUGAUUGUCAUUUGAAGUGGUUACUUCAGUGGCUGGUGGAUAACAACUUUCAUCGUUCUGUGAAUGUAAGCUGUGCACAUCCUGAAUGGUUAGCAGGACAAAGCAUCCUGAAUGUGGACCUGAAAGAUUUUGUCUGUGAUGAUUUUCUGAAGCCUCAGAUAAGGACACAUCCUGAAAGCACAGUUGCAUUAAGAGGUGUUAACGUAACUCUGACGUGCACUGCUGUGAGCAGCAGUGAUUCACCCAUGUCCACUGUGUGGCGCAAAGACAGUGAGAUCCUGUAUGAUGUGGACAUCGAGAACUUUGUUCGCUAUCGGCAGCAGGCUGGAGAAGCUCUGGAAUAUACUAGUGUCUUGCACCUUUUUAGUGUGAACUUCACAGACGAAGGGAAAUACCAGUGUAUUGUUACUAAUCACUUUGGUUCUAAUUAUUCUCAGAAAGCCAAGCUGACUGUGAAUGAGAUGCCAUCUUUUCUGAAAACUCCAAUGGAUCUAACUAUUCGCACUGGUGCCAUGGCGAGAUUAGAAUGUGCUGCAGAGGGCCACCCAGCACCUCAGAUUUCCUGGCAGAAAGACGGUGGCACUGACUUUCCUGCAGCCCGAGAAAGACGCAUGCAUGUCAUGCCCGAGGAUGAUGUCUUCUUCAUUGCCAAUGUGAAGAUAGAAGACAUGGGAAUCUACAGCUGCAUGGCACAGAAUAUAGCAGGAGGCCUCUCAGCAAAUGCCUCACUUACAGUGUUAGAGACACCCUCAUUUAUUAGACCUCUGGAGGACAAGACCGUCGCCAGAGGUGAAACAGCGGUAUUGCAGUGCAUAGCUGGAGGGAGUCCUGCUCCUCGACUCAACUGGACCAAAGAUGAUGGGCCACUCCUAGUCACAGAACGGCACUUCUUUGCUGCAGCCAAUCAGCUUCUCAUCAUUGUAGAUGCUGGGCUAGAAGAUGCUGGAAAAUAUACCUGUAUUAUGUCUAACACUCUUGGGACAGAACGAGGACAUAUUUACUUAAAUGUCAUUUCAUCCUCCAACUGUGACUCUUCUCAGAAUAGCAUUGGGCAUGAAGAUGAUGGUUGGACCACAGUUGGCAUUGUCAUCAUUGUUGUGGUCUGCUGUGUUGUGGGUACCUCUUUGAUCUGGGUCAUUGUUAUUUACCACAUGAGAAGGAAGAAUGAAGACUACAGUAUCACAAACACAGAGGAGCUUAAUUUGCCUGCAGACAUCCCCAGCUAUUUGUCUUCCCAAGGAACACUGUCUGAACCACAGGAAGGCUACAGCAACUCUGAGGCAGGCAGUCAUCAGCAACUUAUGCCUCCUGCCAAUGGAUAUAUUCACAAAGGCACUGAUGGUGGCACGGGCACCCGGGUGAUCUGUUCAGAUUGUUAUGACAACGCCAACAUCUACUCAAGGACCAGAGAAUACUGUCCAUACACCUAUAUUGCUGAGGAGGAUGUUUUAGAUCAGACACUCUCCAGCCUCAUGGUUCAGAUGCCCAAAGAGACAUUUUUGUCACAUCCUCCCCAAGAUGCUGCUAAUCUGGAGAAUCUGAUACCAUCAACAGAGCGAGAGCUGUCUGCCUUUCCUACCAACCACGAGAGGAUGAGUGAGAACCUUCCCUUCUCACAGAUGAGCAGUGAAAUGUUUCAGCGUCCUCUGUGGAACAUGAACAGAGAACUGGGCCUACUUCCUUUCCCCCAGCAGCCUGUCCUUGAGUCAUCACAGCUGGCCGAGAGGGAUCCAAACUGCUCUUCGCCUGUGUCUUGCCACAGGUUACAUGACCACGCUUUUGAUUUUAGUAGGACUCGGAACAUUCGAGAUGGUGGUGAGGGCACAUGAAGCUUGUCCAGGAGGAGGUCCAAGCAGAGACUAAAGCUAGUUAGUUCACUACCUCAGAAUUGAGAAGAGCCCCCAAAGUCAGCAUUUGCGCUACUCUUUGCUUCAAGUUACAUCUGACCACACCAAAGUAGCCCUGAUGUCUGUUUGGGCUUACACCUAGCAAAGAGAAGCAGUGGCUGACAAAAGUGUACCACAGAAAUGUGCACUGCAUUGAAAGUACACAGCUCUGGCAGAAGACGACAUGGGCAGGUGUCCUUCCUGAUGGCCCCACAGGGAUGUGCCCAGGUGUGCAUUGUCUGUCAUGAAGGGUGUCGUUGCUGCUUAGCCUGCUGGACUAGCCCAGUCCUCAGAGUGGUCCUGAGAAAGCAUCACUACUUGACAUUCUACUUUACCUUCCAAGCAAGGAGCAGAAAUAGCUUCUGAGCUCUCAUCAGUAUGACUGGGAUUCUCUGUGGUGCUGAGCUGAGAAUAGCAGCUGAGGCUUUGAUAUUCAAGGUCUUCAAUUAGAAUCCAAGUUUCACCAACUGGUACCAGAUCAAAGGCUUUUGUAUUCUUGUGGAUUGUGUGUAUGUGUGUGUGUUGUGUGUGUGUUUUGUCCCUAUAACCAGGGAUGUCAUUAUAAAUAUAUGUGCAUUUAUAAAUAAUUUUUCUACUCAUUGACCUUGUGUAUUGGCUACAGUGUAAAUAUUUUUGAUAUGCCUAAAUUAUAUAUAAUGUCUGUCUGGUUACUAUAUGGGCAACAGAUUCUCAAGAUCACAGAUUUUGCAUAACUUAGUUUAGUGAGGUCUGUAAACUCUGUUUAAAGUUUUAAGACUGUUUAUUACUAGGUGUAUGUAGAGAGGCAGGGUACUUAGUGAGUGAUUGUGUGCUCACAGACUCAGUUGUGGUGUAAUUAACUGCUUGCUUCAUGCCUGAAGGUCCAUGCAUCCUAUACUUGCCAUCUGUUUACAAGUGCCAGGUGAUAAUCUCGUCCUAGCAUAAAUGUCUUGCUCUUCCAGCUCAGCAGCCUUGUCACAGCCCUGUGAGCAUAGAAGAUGACUUAUUUUGGGACUGUCUUCUUUCAGCAGAGUACUUUGAUGACAAGAAAGCCAAAGAUUGUUCUUUUUCAUGUUUACUUUGUUUUAAUCACCUUCACGAAUGUAGCAUAUUAAGAAGGGCAGUGCGCUCCUGGGAGUAGAUCACUCGGACGUUCUUGUGCUCUGUAAAUUUAGAGUGGCUCUUUAUGCGAGUUUUUAUUUAAGCCAAAAAGCUUUAUGUAAAUGAAGAAUGUUAACACUAAUGAAGUGUCAUGUGCUUUCAGUCUGUCCUCUGAGUGUAGUACCAGCUCCCUGCUAGGUGGCUCCCAACUUGUAAAGGUGUCUAUUUAUAAGUAACUGUAUAUUUCUAGAGUUCCAAACUCACACAGUUUCUUAGCUUUUUGUCAGAAAGUUAAGAUGAAUUUUGGAAUUUUUCCCAUGCUUGUUUUAAUCCUAGUUUUUUCUUUCUCAGACAGCAGCACUGUUAGUUUUUUUAACUUCUUGUUCUAUUCAAACUGUCAUGUUUUCUUCAUUUUCACUUUAAAAUGUUUCUAGUCUGACCAGCAAGAAAACAAAAAACUGGAACAUGCCCAAAAGGAAAAAAGUGUAUAGUGCAAAGGGAUGAGACUAGAAAUUAAGAGCUCGCUCGUGACACUGCUCUUGUUAGCUGUGUGUCUCUUACAGGAGAAAGGUUGCUUACUAGCUGCUCCAAGCUCUCUCCAGCUCCCUCCAGGAACCAAAGAGGACUGAGCCACUUCAGUAAAGAUCUGCCUUUGUGAACUGUUAGCUAGAUCAAGCGUGAUGCUGCUCGCUCUUACUUGAGCUGUAUUUAUUUUGCCAGUAGGGGACUAACAGUCUAAGAAACGCUCAGGGGAGGGAAAAAAUGUUCUGCUUCUAAACAGUGUCAGUAAACAAAGACUCACAUCUGAAUUGAAAAGUUGCCUUUUGUCCUCAGAGCUGCUGCUCACAGGAGGGUCAGGAUGGAGGUGUGCCUUGGUUCAGUUGUAGCUGGCCAUGCCACUUUUUCUGUGGUCAGGGUUCUGUGCUGUCCUAUCUGUUAUUGUCAGGGUAGAAAACAGGCCCCCACCCAGUCCUCUAGAAACACUUUAUCCAGGACAUUGCCUCCAAGCUCCAGCAGUGGCCCUUCUGCUGGGAUGCCAGUCUGGUCUCUGAGGGUUGGUGAACUUCUGGACCUGUCUUCCCAGAUCUCUGGCUUGCUUAAAUAACUGACUAGGAACUCAUUUACAGAUGAGCCUGUCCCUGGUCUUAAACUAACAACAGAUUCUAACCUUAGAGAACUUGGUUGCACAUGUUUGACCAAGUGCUCUUUACCCUUCUGGUGAUAGGAUUAGUGUCUGCUCAGCACUUCCUCCAGGCUGGAUAGGUCCACACGGGACUAAGUCAGGAACUCUGCAAAGCAAGGCAGACUGACAUUUUGAGAGAACUGUCCCCAGCCAGUUCCCACAUCAUUUCAGUGUGGAUGCAUAAGCUCUCUUAAUUUGUUUGUGCCUCUCUUAGGCUGAUUCUACAAGUGGACCUAUACGAAGUAGCCUUUUCCUUGAACUCUAGGCCUUACCAGUGCGGAUCUACACUCACCUUUCUGUUACUCAUCUGCAUGCAGGCUGCUAUCUGAAAUAUGAAGUACUUGAAAUCGAACCCUGGUGAAUAGCUGUCCAUAAGGCCAUACCUCAGAAGCUUUGCAUGGGUAGUUUGGGUCAGGUUAACUUUUACUCUUGGUUGGCUGUAUGUUGCACAGGGAAGGGUUGUAAAGGAUCGUUAGUCUGCAUCAGGCAGUUUCAGCACUGUCGGCCAUCCUUUGAAAGGGGUGACAAGAAAUUGCAGAUGUCAUCUCCAGGGAGGUGUAGAGUACAUAUCUUAGUCUAAUAAUUACACUUCCCUGAUAAUGGAAAUAGUCUGCCUUUGGCGGGAGGUAGGCACAGAUGUUAAUUGCUGACCAUCUGAAGAAAGUGAUGGAGUGGAGCAUGGGCAGUACUAUAAUGUCAUUAGCUUGUCCUUUGUGUUCUGUUUAGUUCACUUCAGAUUUUUUUUUUUUUAAUCAUUUGGAACAAAGGAAUCUGAUCUGUGUUCAUUGCUAAAAACAUGAAAUGUUGGCAUUUUUUCUGAUAAAAUCCUAUACUUCUGACAUAGUGUCAUUACUUUGACAAAAAACUUAAGUCAAUGUUUUCAUUUUUUUCUGAAUUUUAUAUAUUUUUUAGCACCCACUGACCUUGGAUUCUCAGUCUCCUGCCUCGCUCUUUCAAAUGUGGAGACUGUGUGUAUGUCUGACUUGAUUAAUUUUUAUUCUUUCCUAUGGAAGCAGCUGGAGUUGAGUUGGUUUAGUGUUCUGCUUUAUGUUUUACCUAAGUGUGUGAGGAUGGCCUUUUCUCAAAAUUGAAGAUUCACUGACGUGCUGCAUUGGCAAGAAGUAACAGAUCAGUGUGCCUGUCAUGUCUUCAUACCCGCCCCCACCCCUUGUGCUGGGAUUGAGCCUAUAGCUUCCUGAAUGCCAGCUGCAUGCUCUUCCACCGAACCCAGGCCCUGCAUUUGUUCUCUUUUUAUGUGAGACACAGCCCAUCCUUGGGCCUUUGUUUUCGUUUUCUCUUUUGGCAGUCCUAGGUACUGAGCCUGUAGCUUCCUGCAUACCAGGCCAGUAUUCUACCUUUGAGCUGCAGCUUCAGCUAAAUAUUAUUUUGCUGCAGGUGAAUGGGUGGUUAUAAAGAAACAAUGGGACCAUAAAUAGUUGAGCUGGUGUUUUCUGUUGGAUGGUCUCUUUGCCAGGCCAUUUUGGUGGCAUGCUUCCACUGCCCUCUCUACUUCAAACUUUUUGUUUGGAACAUUAUCUUAAUAUACAGCAGCUAGCUUAGAUUUACUUUUUCUUUUAUUCUAUUUUUGACAUUUAUCUGGUUCACUGACUGAAGUACCAAGUGUCCGAGUUACGGAUGUAUUAGGAACUGUACUUGGAACAUCUGAAAACCCAGGAAACACUUGUAGGUUUGUGAGAAGGCGGGAGGGGAAAGAGAGGUUGGUAUGUGCUGUCCUAGGAGUCAAACCCAGGCAAGCACUCUCAAGGUCUACGUGUUUUAGGUUAAGAUUUGGAUGCACUCCUUCCAUUGACCAUUGUUUCUUCGAAGUCCUGAUAAUCAUGGUGAAGAGGGGUUUGACUUGUCUUUGCCUGUUUUUGGAUGUGAAGUGAUCUUGUAGCAGCUGUAACUGUUUUCAAAGAGAAGUUGAUCUUCAGGUGGCUAAGUGCCCUUGAAAUAUCUUAUGGCUACUGGAGAUGGCCUCUUCACCCGCUGAGUGACUUCUCCCUGCUGCCCUCUGUUCUCUUCCCCAUUAGAGGAUGUCAGGCUGAGCCGCCCUGGGGGAAGGCGUCUCUAAAGAGAAAUACAAAGCCAAAUUGUUCAGUGUGUCUGUUUCCUGGUAUCCAUUAUAUUUUCUCACAUAAGAAUGUAUAUUUUAUAGAGCAUGUGUUCGCCCUAUCUACUGUGAUGUCAAUAAAGCUAAAACAUGA
Psammomys obesus (fat sand rat) is the source of this 7980-nucleotide messenger RNA. It is a transcript of the gene Lrig2, whose product is annotated as leucine rich repeats and immunoglobulin like domains 2. The coding region runs from base 289 to 3453 and encodes 1054 amino acids. Gene Ontology annotation, molecular function: protein binding. Lineage: Eukaryota; Metazoa; Chordata; Mammalia; Rodentia; Muridae. The record is from RefSeq and is a predicted model, not a curated record. The transcript has 18 exons.